Aethina tumida (small hive beetle) is the source of this 2325-nucleotide messenger RNA. RefSeq names its product U2 snRNP-associated SURP motif-containing protein. The transcript has 3 exons. Bases 147 to 2075 code for a protein of 642 amino acids. Gene Ontology annotation, biological process: RNA processing. Gene Ontology annotation, molecular function: RNA binding. The record is from RefSeq and is a predicted model, not a curated record. NCBI's taxonomy places the organism in Eukaryota, Metazoa, Arthropoda, Insecta, Coleoptera, Nitidulidae. Gene Ontology annotation, cellular component: nucleus.
UCUACGUAUAUUUUAACAACACUCAGGACAAAGUAAAGUGUUCGUUCAUUAAAUUUAUUUGUGCAAUUUUAAUAUUAUUUUCAUUUAUUUAUAUAAUUAAAAACCUUAAAACUCAUGAUUACACUGCGUUCCAGAACUACGAAAAAAUGUCCAAAUCCUUCGAUAGAAAGCGGCGAGAGGCCGAAGACCAAGAAGCCACCGGCCGCGUCUUCCAGGACUUCAUCACAAUAUUCCAAGACACUCCAGUUCUCCCUCAGAAAACCUUUGUCAAAUCGGGCGUUCUGUUCUCCGAAGAAACUCAGAACACCCAAGUCGGCCAAAUUUAUGCUCCAAAACCUAUAAUCAAACCCACCCCUUCGAUAGUGAACGCCUUGGAGUGUGCCAAAAUACUGAAGGAAAGUAAGCCGGAUCGCCACAAGAAACAGGAUAAACCGAAAUCGAAUCUGGAACAGCUCAAGGAAGAGCUGAAAAUGAGACACAAAAACAGGGACGCCAAGGCCAAAGGCAGGGACGACAAACCUGUGUACUACGACGGAGAGGACCCCAACACCACCAAUCUGUUUGUCGCCAAUUUAAACCCAAAGAUUAACUCGCAGGAAUUGAUGACGAUUUUCGGGCACUACGGCCCCUUGGCCAGCGUGAAGAUAAUGCUGCCCCGCGGCGACGAUAAAUCUAAGAGCGGCUCGAUCUGCGGCUUCGUGGCCUUCAUGUGUCGCAAGGACGCCGAACGGGCGCUCGUCAAGCUGCGCCAGCGCUCCGACAUGCGCGUAGGCUGGGGCAAGUACGUGGAGGUGCCCGCCUAUCCGAUAUACGUGCCGCCCAAGUUGCUCAACAUGUACCUGCCGCCGCCCAAGUCCGGGCUACCCUUCAACGCGCAGCCGUUCGACAAGGAGUUCAAGCGCCCAACCAACAGGGAGGAACUGGACAGGUUGCUGCACGACUCUAUAGUGAAGGUCACCAUGCCGUUGGACAAGAAGGUGCUGACCAUCGUGCACAGGAUGGUGGAGUUCGUGGUCAGGGAGGGGCCGAUGUUCGAGGCCAUAAUUAUGACCAGGGAGAUGCACAAUUCGGAUUACAAGUUCCUGUUCGACACGCAAAGUCCUGUCCACAUCUACUACAGGUGGAAGCUGUACUCGAUUUUGCACAGCGAAAGCACGAAGCAGUGGUCGAUGAAACCGUUCAGAAUGUACGACGGCGGCCCCAUUUGGCUGCCGCCCAUUGCCCCGGAUUACGUGAAUGGCAUGCCGGACAGCUUCUUCGACGCCGAUGACAAGCACCAGCUGAGCGAAGCUCAGUGUAGCCGUCUCAUUAACACUAUACGUAACUUGAACGUGAGCCGGACUAAAGUAGCCGAAGCCAUGGUCUUUUGCAUGAACCACGGAGACGCCAUGGACGACGUGGUGGACGUGAUCGUUGAGUCGCUGACGGGCGACGGUACGUGCCCCAUGAAGAGGAUGGCACGUCUGUAUCUAUUGUCGGACUUGUUCCACAAUUGUUUGGCAAUGAAGGUGCCGGUGAAACUUAUAACCGACGGCGAGGCUGUCAUGUUUAAAAUCUUGCAAGCCUUUUAUAAAUCCAUCCAAAGUGAGCCGUCUAAAAAAGCCGAUGCUUACAAGGUCAAAUUAUUGAAGCUGUUGCAUUAUUGGGACAGCCGCCAGUAUUUCCUUUUCAAUUUGUCGUCCUCCUUUAACUCGAUAUUCAACAAGCACGUCCAAGACGAGGACGACUCAAGCGGCGACGAGCCCCUGGAUGGUGCCAAUCUUCUCAAGCGGGGGCUGAAGAACCAAACAAACGAUUGGCAGGUGGUGCUGCCACUGAAACUCGAAGAGAAAGUGCAAGAACAACACAAGAAAAGCACCUUCAACAUAGAGAGCUUCGUUCAAUCAAAAUGGAACACCUUAGACCCUGAAGAGGUGCAGUCCCAGGCCAUGUCCACCCAAAAGUUGUUCUAUUUGGAACAGGUGAACAACGUGCCUAAACAAGAGUCGGUCCCUGUUAAUUUGUACGACGAGAGGAGACCGUACAAGAGACGUCACAGUUCUAGAACCGGUAGCAGCAAAAGUAGAAGGAAAUGAGGCGCUUGUUGUUUUAAUGUGAUAAGUUUAAAUGGUUGAAUAUUAGUUGUUGCGUGCGAAUUGUAGACGAGAUGUUGGAAUUAGGCGGAUUUUGCUUCGUCGUAAUUUAUUAUCCAAUUUAAUUUAAUGGGGGGUCACAAUUAAUGGAAUUAGUCUGAGAGCGUUUUUCUGCUUGUGGACAAUUGGCGGGUUUCCAGAUUGUGGCAAUUCCGCUUUUUUCAUAAAAUAAAUAAAUUCCUUAUUAAGUGUA